Triplophysa dalaica is the source of this 6920-nucleotide messenger RNA. RefSeq lists its product as uncharacterized. Gene Ontology annotation, molecular function: fatty acid synthase activity; 3-oxoacyl-[acyl-carrier-protein] synthase activity. The record is from RefSeq and is a predicted model, not a curated record. Lineage: Eukaryota; Metazoa; Chordata; Actinopteri; Cypriniformes; Nemacheilidae. Gene Ontology annotation, biological process: fatty acid biosynthetic process.
AUGUAUAGGAACGAUGCCGUUGGUGUUGUUGGCAUUGGAUGCCAUUUCCCUGGAGGUGAGGGACUUGAAAACUUUUGGAGGGUCCUUUUUCAUGGAAAGAACUGUGCCAAAAAAAUACCAAAUGACAGAUUUGACCUCACUCAAUGGUACGAUUCAGAUGACAGUAAGCCAGGAAAGACAUACACAACAAAAGCAGCACUUAUUGAUGGGAUAAAUGAGUUUGACCACAAGUUCUUUGGCAUCACUGAAGCUGAAACAGCCAAUAUGGACCCUCAGCAUAAACUUUUGCUGCAGUGCACCUACAGAGCCAUAGAGGAUGCUGGGAUACCAAUGGAAAAGGCCAGUGGAACAAGAACAGGAGUGUUUUUGGGUUUGAUGAACAGAGACUUUGAGUUGGCCUCAGUGAGAAUUAACCCAAAACACAUAGAUCACUACUCUAGUACUGGUACAGCUAUGAGCAUAGCUGCCAACCGCAUCUCCUACAUAUUUAACUUUACUGGUCCUUCACUGUCCAUUGACUGUGCCUGCUCCUCCUCACUUGUUGCCCUUCAUUUUGCUUGUCAGGCCAUGAAACAAGGUGACUGUGAAAUGGCUGUGUGUGGAGGUGUGAGUUGCAUAUUAGAGCCAACAGUGUUUGUGGCUCUCUCCAAGGCAAAGAUGAUAUCCCCUGAAGGCACCUGUAAACCUUUCAGUAGAAAAGCAGAUGGAUAUGGGAGAGGAGAAGGCUGUGGGGUUGUUGUUCUAAAGCAUCUGAAAAAGGCUCUUCAAGACCACAAUCAUAUCUGGGGCAUCAUUAGCAAAACAGCAGUAAAUCAAGAUGGCCACACUGUUAGCCCUAUAACCAAACCAUCCAUGAUACAGCAAGAGGAGCUACUUAGAAAAAUCUACUCAACAGACACUGAACUGACUACUGUCCAGUACAUUGAGGCUCAUGGGACAGGGACUCCAGUUGGAGAUGCAGUUGAGGCAGGUAGUAUUUCGAAAGUCAUUGCCAAAGCAAGACCUCAUGAAUCUGGACCUCUCAUCAUUGGUUCUGUUAAGAGCAACAUUGGACACACAGAAUCUGCAGCAGGUAUUGCCGGACUUAUAAAGAUUCUCUUGAUGAUGAAGCAUGAAACAUUUGUGCCCUCAGUGUUCUACUCAGAAGAUGACUCCAGCAUAGACACUAAGUCUCUCAACCUAAAAAUUCCAUCCACAGCAGAGAAAUGGCUCACUGAUAAUGCUGUGAGAACGGCUGGAGUCAAUAAUUUUGGGUUUGGUGGAACAAACGCACAUGCAGUGGUCAGACAGUAUGUGCAGUCAAAGAGAACAAGAAAUCAGAUCAUUAAAUCACAUCAGUUCUUUGUGCUUUCUGCAGCCUCUGAAAAAUCACUCAAAAUGAUGAUGGAAGAUACUGCAGAACAGAUUAGUGUUGGGAAUAUAACAGAUCUACAAUCUUUACUGUUCACAUCUGCCUGUAGAAGAAGUCAUCUGAAACACAAAUACAGGAAAGUUUUUCAGACAUCGUCCUUGACAGACCUGAAAGAGACACUUACUGCUGCCGUACAGAAAAAGCUUGUCCCUUCAAAGACAGACUCCAAGUUAGUCUUUGUGUUUUGUGGGAAUGGUGUAACUUAUCCUGGUAUGUGCAAGCAGCUCCUAAAACAAGAACCUGUUUUUAGAGAAGUUGUGGAGAAGAUCGAAACCCUGAUGCAAAGCUAUACAAGUUUCAACCUGAUUGAGAAGUUAGAAAGUAAAUCUGAUGACUUCACUGAUCCAAAAGUUGUCCAGCCUCUCCUGUUUGCUAUUCAGGUUGCUAUUACCAGCCUUCUCAAGCACUGGGGCAUCCAUCCUGAUACUGUUCUGGGGCACUCUAUUGGAGAGGUCGCUGCAGCUCAUUGUUCUGGUUUGUUGUCACUCGAGGAUGCAGUCAAAGUCAUCCACUAUCGCAGCUCCUUGCAAAGCACAGUAACAGGAGGGAAGAUGCUGGUUGUCAGUAAUAUGGCUGUUUCUGAAAUCAUGAAACUUCUUCCAUCUUAUUCAGGAAAGGUUUAUUUGGCUGCUUACAACAGCCCACAGUCGUGUACCCUCUCAGGAGAUGCAGAUGAUAUUGACAGAUUGCAUAAAAAUUUAAGCAACUCAGCAAAAGAAAAAUAUCUGUUCCUUCACAUUCUUGAUGUCCCUGCUGCCUAUCACAGCCACAUGAUGGAUCCCAUUGUAUCCAGAGUGAAAGAGAAUAUAGGCUCAUUGCAGGGACACAAUCUGGUGACAGAAUUGUUCUCAACAGUAACAGGUAAAAGUCGGUGCUCCUCAGAUUUUAUUACUGGUGAAUACUGGGCAAGAACUAUCAGGGAGCCAGUUGCAUUUGAACAAGCUGUAAGGUCAGCAGCUAAAAACAAGAGUUAUGUGAUCUUUGUUGAGAUUGGCCCUAGAAGAUCUUUGCAGAGGUACAUCACAGACACUCUAGGAAAUGACGUUACUGUGCUUCUCUCUGUACAGCCAGAUAAGGAUCACGAUACAAUGCUUGCUAAUGUAUCCAAAUUGUUUGAGCUCGGCGUCAAUGUGGACUUGGAAAUGUUUUGCAAGGAUUUAAAGACUGAACCGAUUCCUUACCCACGCUAUCAGUUUGACAAUAUGAAGAAAGAUGUCUUCUCCUCUAAUGUCCAGUUGGCUACUUCUACCAACAGCCAUCCAGUUAUUACACCACUGAGUUCAGACAGAUCAGUGUUCAGCUGUGAUUUAUUUUCUGACUCAGUGGCCUUCCUUCAGGACCACAAACAUUAAGGUGUUGCCAUCCUCCCUGGAGCAUUUCAUGCUGAAUUGGGCCUAGCAGCUUUCAUGAUGUAUUCAAAACCAAAGGUUCCACUCAGCUCUCUGCAGCUCAGCAUCACAUUCAAGAAUCCAUUUGUUCUUACUCAGAAUGCUCCAGAUAUGGAGGUACAGCUUUAUUCGUCAGGCCAGAACACAUGCAAUUUUCAGAUUCAAUCCACUUCUGCAAUAUAUACAUUGGGCACAGUACAUGAAAAACCAGACAGAGUACCUGAAGAGCAGUUCAUUUCUCUUGACAAGAUCAUUAAUCGAUGCUUAAUAAUUCUGAAGAGUGAAGAGCUCUAUAAUUAUCUUAGUCAGACAGGAUUUGAGUACGGCUCAGCCUUCAGAAAUAAGGCAGAUGUUUAUUGUGGAGAAGAAUUCAGAGAGUGUUUGUCUGUUUUGAAGAUUCCAAAGGCAUUAUUUCCCAUGCUACAUGACUAUUACCUUCACCCUGUGGUCUUGGAUUACAUGAUGCAGCUUACUACUGGAACUAUGAUACAAAGGCUUUCACCAAGACCUCAGUUUCCUGCACAAAUAGGUAGCUUGACUGUGUUUGAACCAUUGCAAGAGGAGAUGGUUGUAUAUGUAAGGGCAACACAUACAGGAGAUGAUGGCUACAAAGUUUGUGGCUGCUUAACCAACAAACAGGGAAAGGUUUUGGUUGAGCUCAAGCAUGUGCAGAUCAAAAUGCUCGGAAGUCGUUCUUAUGUAGUUGAUGAAUACUUCUACCAUAACAGCUUCAGCAUCACGGCUGAACAUGCAACUUUAAACAAAUCAAUCAAGGCACUGGUCUUUUCUGAUGGAACAGGAAUUUCUAAAGGUUUGCAGCAGUACCUGGACCCAGUGUCUAAAUUCAUAAAUUCCUCACACAGCAAUGCACUGCUGGAAUAUGGUCCUGAAUAUCUUUUGUCAAAGCUGAAGAUUUCAAAUGUGAACAAAAACUACAAGGAAAUUUUGUUCAUGUGGGGUGAUGCAGACCUUACUUCUCUCAAAUCAGAGAACGUCUUGGACAUCAUGGCAGGUUGUUGUGAGAUUUUCCGAAAGAUUGUUGGAUAUCUCAAAGCUAAUAAUUUCCCAGGUACUAUUAGGGUAAUAACCUAUAGAUCCUCUGAGAGUUUAGUGGAUUACAUCAGCCCUGGAUUAGUUCUACUAGGCAUGACAAGAGCAUGUGCAGCCGAGUUGUCGGAACUCUCCUUUCAGCUGAUUGACUUAGGCUCUGUUUCCUCUGAAGACAUCAAAGCAUUGGCUCAGGUCCUCAGAUCACACCCUUGUGGCAAAUAUCCAGAGCUGGUAGUGAAAGAGGGCACAAUUCUCAAACCUGAAAUUAUCCACACACCAUUGCCAAACAUGAAGAACACACUAAAAAGUGUCCAAAUGCUGCAUGAUGAUGUCUUCACCUUGCAAACAUCUGAUCCAUAUGAAAUAAGACAUAUUUCAGCUAUGCAAGGGGACAAUUCGUUUGAAACAAUUCAGCAACAAAACAUUGAGGUUCAACUCAGUAAAAUUUGUGUGCAUUCAUCUGACUACUUUCCUGUCAGCACCUCUGAAUUCAGGUAUGGCCAGACAAUGUAUUGGAACAAACACACAACUCAAAACCAUAAACUUCUAGCUCUUGAUUUCGAAGGGAUUGUCACAGCUGUGGGUAAAGGUGUUCAGAAACUAAAAGUUGGGGACCAGAUUGUGUGUUGUUAUCCUGUGGCUGUCACUUCCAAAGUUGUUCUACCAGCAUCUGUUUGCUAUAAAACAAAAAGACUUUCAUUCCUGAAGGACAACCCCUGCAUCUCUUAUAUGCUUCUGGCCUGGGAGAUUCUGCAUGAGGUUUUACCCAAAGCCAAACAUCAGAGGAAAUUGGGCAUUUUUUCGACUGUUCCUGACUCCUGUUUGAUGAAGGUCUUAACGACUACUGCAAUCAGAUCAGGUUGGAUUAUCAGAGUGAGCACACAGGCAGAUCAGCUUGCUUAUGAUUUUAGCGAGGUUGAAGGAGCUGUUCUUCUUCUUCCAUAUCAUGAGAAGAUCAUUGAAGCUAUUACCAAGCAUACAGUCAUCAAAGAUGUUGUUCUGGUCUGUGACAAUCUGCCAGAGUUUCAAGUGAAUUCAAAAACUUUCAGAAGUACCAAUGACAACGUCCACAUCCAUUUCCUCUUCACCACAAUGCAGAAAUGGUCUCUGGGUAUUAAUAUGCCAAAAGUCUACCGCUGGCUGAAAAACAUGAAUUUGGAUAGAAAGUGUUUGGCUUUCAACACAACAACAUUUCAAAGAGAGAAAUCUCAAGAAAUUGAUCUUCGCUCUGAUUCAUACUUUACACGUCAGAAUCUACACAUUAUCAUCCUGAAUAAUGAUUUCAAUAACCAGCUGUCAGAAAUUUCAGUGAUACCCAAAUGCGGUCUUUUCCAGAAAAAAUCAGUCUAUAUUGUUACGGGUGGUCUGACAGGGCUGGGCUAUGAAACGGUGAAGUUCAUUGCUCAGAAAGGUGGAGGAAACAUUGUCAUAUUUUCUAGGAGCAAUCCAUAUCCUCAGAUUCAACAAGAUAUACAGAAUGUCAGUGAUCAUCAUGGUUCUGUAAUUAAGUGUUUAAAGUGUGAUGUUUCCAUAUCAGAGGAAGUUGAACAGGCAAUUGUUCACAUUGGAAAUCUCUUUCUAUCCAGUCCAAUCAAAGGAGUUUUUCACAGUGCAGUUGUCCUGGAUGAUGGGCUAAUCGAAAGUCUUGACAAAUCUCUCUAUGAGAAAGUCAUGAGACCAAAAGUUAAUGGAGCACUUAACCUUGCUACUAAACACUGUCAUCUGGAUUACUUUGUGUGCUAUUCCUCCAUCUCCGCCUUCAUUGGCAAUGCAUCACAGACAAACUAUGCAGCUGCUAAUACGUUCAUGGACACUUUCUGCCAGUACCGCAGAAACAUUGGACUUUCAGGACAGUCAAUCAACUGGGGGGCUUUGAAUCUUGGUCUCCUAUUAAACAAAGUGCAUUUCCAAAGAUUUCUUGAGGCAAAGGGAAUCAUGCUACUGGAAGUCCCAGAAAUUCUUGAAUGUCUUGAGCAAUGCCUCUUGAUCAACAAACCUCAACAGGUUGUAUGUAAGUUCAAUUUCAAAAACAGCUUACAUAAUGUCCUCAGUCAGAACAAGUCUUUAAAUGCACGACUGUACAGACUUACAGAGGAAGCCAGAAUAACCCCAUCCAGACCUGAUCAGCCCAUCACAUCAGCACAUGAAUAUAUGAGGUCAAUGAUAAGUGAAACAAUUGGUGUUGAGAUGGACGAGCUAAAUGAUGACACUAAUCUUUUCAAUUUAGGUAUUGACUCAAUGUUAGCCAUGACUCUGCAAAAUCAUAUCUUCAAGGACAGUGGUGUGAAUGUCCCUCUAGUGACUCUACUGGAUCCAAAUAGUAAAGUGUCAAGUCUCAUCAAAAUCCUGCAGGAUAAUUCUGUAGAAGACCAUGAAAGCAAAGAUGAAAGCAUAUCCACAUAUCUAUAAUGGUAAUUGUUUUCUUUCAGAGGAGUCUCUAUUGAAACCAUUCAAAAAUAAUUUUACGUAGAGAUGUAUGAUAUUAUUAUGUAAAUGUUGUUUGUAUAAAUAAUACUUAUGAUUUAUCUUUUUUGCUCAAAUAAUUCAUGUAAAUCUGGUAAAUGUCAUGGUUCCACCUCUCCUUGUCAGGUAUUUCUUGGUUUAGAGGUGGAAUCAUGCAGAAUCCUCUGUUUCAUGUGGGGAGAGACAUUUUUGACCCUUGCGGUCUUCCAUACUCUCCUCAAGUCGCGUCAUUGCCCUACCCUCCUGUUUCCCUUUAAUUACCUUCCCUAUAAAGAGUCCUCAUGUUUCUUUGUCUCGUUGCGCGUUCAUUGUAUGAAGUCCCUCGUCAUUGCAAGUCUUACCUGUGCUGUAUACUGUUCGUGUUCUUAUGCUGUACCUGUUGUUCUUGUUCCUGUUCUCCGUCAAAGUAAGUGUAGUUCAGUCAGUGUUAGUGUUUUGUUUCAAGUGUUUGUUUUAUUAGUUUAGUGAGUCAGUGUCCUUGUACGUUGUUAAAGUUUAUAUAUUAUUCUUGUCCUGUUUUCCCCCUCGUGGGUUUUUGUUUUGUCAUUUUGUCUAGUGUUAUAUAUAUAUAUAUAAAUAAAUCUCCGGUCGUCUUAACUGCCUUGCAA